Molecule: messenger RNA, 330 nt
Organism: Baudoinia panamericana UAMH 10762
Lineage: Eukaryota; Fungi; Ascomycota; Dothideomycetes; Mycosphaerellales; Teratosphaeriaceae
Exons: 1
Coding region: 1-330 (109 amino acids)
Source: RefSeq, a predicted model, not a curated record
AUGGCAUCAAAGCUUGUAGUGUUUGCGGAGACCGACGUGCUCAAGGCGGUUGAGCUGAUAGACGAGCUUCCCAGAAGUAGAGAGGUCUUGGUGUUCGAACAACUAGCGCCGAUCACCAAAGUGGGACUGACCGCCGAAGUUGAGCUCCUUGAGGGAGGUGAUGCGUUUGACGAGAGUGGUGGCACGAUGGCGAACGUUGUACUCGAUGUUGCGCUGCAAAUCGGGCUCUGUAUUGAAUUGACAUCUAGUCUAGCGGUGUCGAGGCCUGUCGGAUUGAAUGACGGGCAUUCAUCUCUGACCGGAGUCCCUCGAGCGGCAAUAGUGUUUUAA